Molecule: messenger RNA, 3982 nt
Organism: Eremomyces bilateralis CBS 781.70
Lineage: Eukaryota; Fungi; Ascomycota; Dothideomycetes; Eremomycetales; Eremomycetaceae
Exons: 3
Coding region: 137-3487 (1116 amino acids)
Biological process (GO): positive regulation of G2/M transition of mitotic cell cycle; establishment of cell polarity
Cellular component (GO): cell septum; cytoplasm
Source: RefSeq, a predicted model, not a curated record
CGUCUUCGCUGCUGCUCUUCGCUUGCUUGCAUCGCCUUCCAUGAGCACGCUGCCGUCUGUCCGCCGAGGACUGGGCUCAUUGCCGCUUCGCACUCUGCUCCGCUACGACCGCUGUUCCCUUAGAUCAUAACAGAAUAUGGAUUCUCAACGCCGCGAGCGCGCUCGCGAACUCGAACGCAAAUAUCAGGCACGCAAAGGCCAUGUUCCGCAAAUCUCGAUAAGCGACGACUCUCACCACGUCACCGAAGCGAUAGGAGACAUGUAUGGACGCGAUCGAUCCGACUCCGACCCAAAGCGCCAUUCGCGACCUCUGAGCUUCAUCAGUUCAACCCAAGUCGAAGGAGCGGAGAACUUCCAUACCUUCGGUUUUGAGCAGCAAAGAAAUCCUCAAGAUGACAGCCAACCAUCAUCUUCGAAACAGGAAUCCUGGUUCCCCCCAGCAUCUGGAGGAUCAUCAUCUGAUAAGCAGGGAAGGACACCAUUAGGAAGAACGACUUCGAACGAACGCACACCCACAUCCCCGACGAACCCAAACCAUGGAUCGGAAGAAUACCAUAUACCGCCUCGGAGCUCCUCUUUUACCGCCGAUCGAAGACCGGCGUCUCCACCGGGCGUACAUCGGUCCGCUUCAGAGACCGCCACUACUGGAUUUCCGCUCAAUGAUAUCGACUACGAAUCAAGCCCCGCAGCCGUAGCGCAGGAGCUGAGCAAUUUGCAAGCGAUCCGGCGGAUGUCGAUGGAUGUGAACGCGAUGGAUCCCGACCUUCCAUCCUUCAAUUCCGGGUUCAAGAUGCCCGCUUCCCAGGGCGAUGAUGAACAAGAUCCUUCACACAUGUUCUGGGUCCCUGCACGUGUUCACCCAGAGCUCGCCCCGAAAGAGUUCAAAGACUUCAUCGAUGAUCGAGUCAAAACACUCAAGCGGCGGUCCGGCGAUGAAAAUGAGGCUCUCCUCCCCCCUAGCCUUGAUCGAGCCGGGUCAGCCGGCGGGUUGCGUAGAAAGAAAUCCAUGUUGUCACGGCAGAUUGAUAGCGGGUCGGGGUAUCAGGAUGGGGCAGAGCGGUUGUUGAGGAAGCGAUCGCUUGCAUCUCAGAGGCAUCCCGACUCCGGGGUCAACCUGUCCACCUUGGAGGAACUGGUAUCUGACCCGGAGACGACCCCGAAGAGACGAAGCCUCGAAGACAACAGGCAGUCAAUGGAGUCCAUCAGCGAUGCUGGCAGCACCCCAGAGGAUAUGCCAGUACUGGCUGCCAAGCCAGUAGGCUCCUUGAAGCGGUCGACAAGGACGACAUACCGACGAGGUAGCUUGAAGAAGGGAGAGAGGGUUCCAUUCUCGAAACGAAUAGCAAGUCGACAUGGGGAACCGGAGAGGGAAGAGUCUCCCGUUUCAUCUCCUAUCGUUGGGCGAGAUGAAAUACCUGAAAUGCCUCUGAUCCCCGAGCUUCCGGAUUUUAAAGAGUUUAAGUUUUCAAGGUCGCAGACGGAGCCCAUAUCCUCAUCCAAACCGAUCGAAAACUUCUCGAGACCCUCACGGCGUGCCAUGUCUCCUCCCCUCCCCUCCACAUCACCUUCACCUCCACCGGAACACAGCGCAUUUUCGGACAUAGGACACAUCACCCACGAUCAGAAGCAGGAACAAACCCAAAGCGACCCGAGCCUGCAACAACGGCGUACCUCUCCUCCACAGAGAGCGUUCCAUUCGCGUAUUGCGUCCAAUGGAAGAACCUCCGCGCAAUUGCCUGGGUACAAUGUUCCUGACAUCGUUGAAACGCCUCCUCCAGAAUCAGAAGUCGUUCCGCAACAACAGUUCCAUCUCCCGGAAAGAAAAUCCUCUCACGAACCUCCACCAUCGAAGCCUCCGCAAGCACCAUUACCCAACCGGCCAUCUCAGCAACGUGCCCCUCCCGGUCCACCAACGCAACGCUCGCAGAAAGCUCAUAAUCAGACCCUCGACGAAAUGUCAUCCCAUCCAUCCCCGCUUCCCGGCAACAGUACGCGUACCGAUUCGCUUUCCUUUAUCCCCACCGUCGAGGAGAAAAAAUCGGAGAAGAAAGGCAAGGACAAGCGGGAGGUGUCAGACGGAAGUGGCAAGAAGUCAUGGUGGUCGUUUGGUGGAGAUGACAAGUCCAAGGACAAAGAUAAAUCGAAGUCGAAACUUUCCAAGCCUGGAAACAAGGACGACUCAACCCGUCUCGACGUGCUCCAAUCCUCCAUCGACAGCCGUGGCAGUGCGGUGCCCCCUGGGCGCGAAUCUCUGGUUCUCGAUCGUGAUUCGGUGAAGCUUGACGAGGCACGCAAAGAGACAAACCGCAAGGCGUCAUCCGAGCCUACCAAGAAGGAAAAGGAUAGCUCCUUAUUUUCUUCCCUUUUUGGAGGGUCCAAGAAGAAUAAGUCUUCCGGCGCUGACUCUAGCUCCAAAUCCAAGCAAUCAGCGUCCCGUGGCUUGUCUCCAGAUCCAACCCCCCGAAUCCUCCGACCUGAUAUUGACUACAACUGGACUCGUUUUUCCAUCCUCGAGGAACGCGCCAUUUACCGCAUGGCUCAUAUCAAACUUGCCAAUCCCCGCCGGGAGCUUUACUCCCAAGUCCUUCUCUCAAACUUCAUGUAUAGCUACCUCGCGAAAGUGCAGCAGAUGCACCCGCAGAUUCAGAUCCCGCAGAGUGCGGCCCAGAAACAGGCGCAGCGACAGCAACAAGAAGCGGCAAAGAAGCAGAAAGAGAAGGAGGAGCGAGAGGCAUUGAUGAAGAAGAGGGAAGAAGAAGAAAGGGAGCGGGAGCGGGAGCGAGAACAGAGAGAACGGGAGCAGAUGGAGCGGGAGCAGAGGGAACAGGAACUGAAGGAGCGGGAGCAGAUGGAGCUGGAACAAAGGGAACAGGAGCGACGGGCGGAGGAAGAGAGGAUGUUUGCAGGCUUUCGAGAGCAACAAGCCACUGCAGCUUUACCGUCACCCCCUCUCAACGGCCCCAAGUCACCCACCUAUGCCGAAUAUGACCUUAGCAACGAGCCACCUCCCGACGAGGAUCGUUACGCCACCCCAUCCCGCCACGAUUCUCGAGGUAGCAGCAAGCACACACAACCGUAUGCCUCAAACCACACCCAAUUCGACCGCAAUGGGUCGCACAAGUCGAACACCAACGCAUACCAGCAUUAUCAACCCCCGAACGCACACCACCAACAACACCAACACCAGCAAUACCACCAAUACCACCAACAGAAUCCGUAUGCCUAUGAUCGCAGUGAACAAUCAGGCGGUGCAAAUCAGGGCUACGGGAAUGGUAUGAAGCAGAACGGAUACACCGUUGGUGGGAGUGAACGCUAUCUAGGGACUGCAGGACCAGGUAGCUAUGGUGGGCAAGGCGGUGCAGUCGGAGGUGCCAACGGACAAGGAUACAAUGCGCAUGGCCAAAGAGAGGCGCCAUAUUUGCAGUUGAAACAUGAGUCGGUGCAGGAGCGUGGCCAGGGUCGGUUUUGGGGUGAAGGGUUGGAUUGAAGAGAUGUAGGGAGGAGGAUGAGCGCGGUAUCGACUGGCGUGUGUGAGUAUGCUUUGCUUGCGGCUGCUAGCUUGCCAAUGACCCUUCUAUAACCGGCCGAUGGAUUCUAUUUCUACCUUUUUCUUCAUUUUUUGGUGUUCUCGAAGACUUUCGUCAGCUUAAUACGAAGGAAUGAAUUGUGUUUUCUUUAUUUUGGGCCCAUAACAUACGAUUCGGGCAUUUAUUUGCAUGGAUGGGUCGCCAGGACCGUUUGCAAGUCUACGAAAUCUAUUUCUUGCAUUACUUUCAUUUGCGCCAGGAUGUCCCUUUACUGGUCUUACUUUCUAUGCCUUCUUCCAUACGGGGCUGGGUGCUCUGAAUUGUUGUUGAGCGGACGCGUGCUCCAGGCCCUAAUAACGGCGACGGGGUGGAAUAUAACAUCUCUGGUGGCUUGGUCGUUAGGGUACAGCUAGCUGUGUGCUUUCUCCUGGUGGGUGCAAGUGGCCGCACUCAAA